AUGUUCGCAUUGCUUUUCUGUCUGACACUGCUUCCUGUUGUUGUCUACCUAUCUGUGAAGGAGAACCAGAGGAGUCAGGGAGGCUUGGCUGCCGAAGAGAUACUGGAUGAAUAUUUAAUCGCCCUUCAGCACAAAAACAGGUGAACUGUGAGGCAGGCAUGGGCCUUUGGGAGAGGCAGCUCCGGUUACACUGAGAGGACACAGUAGCUGACCGUCAAUAGGCUUAUAGUCACACAUAUAGGGUAGACUUUGGUUGGUUGCUCGUGCUGAGAGAUUGAAUGACACCAAUGAUGUAUGAGUGACACUGACACGCAAACUGUGUGAGGACAAUUUGGUUUCUAGGGAUUAGGCUUCGCUCGUUUGACCUGCUUGCAUAUAUAACAUGAUGCUCUCACGCACGCAUGCAAAAAACAUGAAAACAGACUUAAAACAUGUUUUUUCAUCUCAUUUUCAACUGUAGAUUCAUAAACCACUUGUGUGUAUUUCCUAGUGAUGAUUUGACCUUUGACCCAUAGGAUCUUAAAGAGACUGAAAACGAAAGAGCCCAAGGAGAUCGAGCUAGAGCGUCUGGAGCAGGGCUUCUCCAUCUAUCUGAAUGGCGCUAACGCUAGCAAGCUGACCAAGAGACCCAACCAGAAGUCUGCCACCUCGCCACCGCCGGCUCUGAGAGCUACACACACGGCUGGUACACAGCAUGCAGGACUAAAAUAGAUCUGCCAACACUUAGCACUAAAAUACAUGAUUUCAGUGUCGAUCAACAGCUGAGUAUAACCUACAAACCAUCUCUGCUACAAUACUAAAUCCUGGUUAGGCUAUUGUAGAUUCUGUCCCUGUUUAUUACUACUUUAUGACUAAGCUAAUGUUCGUAGCAUCCCUGAAAACCAUCCCACCCCUCAGUUAGCAUUUAGUAUAGUAUAAUCCUAUGCCCACGGCCGUUGAAUAAAUGAUAAUAAGUGACAUUCGUAACCAGCGGCCAUUUUUCCUCCUCUGUGUGCUAUGGAACCAUCUGUGUCUUGUUCUCCUCUGCUCUUCCUCUGAGGGCAGACUUGACUGCUCAUGUGCAGUGUCUCUGUUCUCCCUGCCUCUGACUCAUCACCAGAUGCCUCCAGAAGGGGUUUGCAGCUAGCAGAGGAGGAGAUCCACAAUCUGGAGGUGAACAGUAGCAAGAGGAGUCACACCGCCCCGGGAAAAGUGCAGAGGAGAGAAUGGGUUCAGGUAUCGCCAUUCUAGUUAGUCUACACCGUUGAAAUAGAAUCUAGUCAUUCUAUUUCUGUAGUAUCUAGUCAUUCUAUUUCUAAUGGUCUUUACACAGCCUAACCCUGAUGUAUAUAGAUUUAGUGAACAAAUCAACGAUCAUAGACAUAGAUGGUCACAAAUGGAAUAGAAUGUAGUGUUUUUGUUUAGAAUAAUGUUGUAUUUUAAUCUUUGCAGAAGUCGGUCAAUAUUCAAACAGAACAAGGACCCUGUUUGCGGAUAUCUCCAGAGAGACGGUACUCUGAAGACUUUGAACCCUACGACAGCAUAGAGAUGGAGGUACAGUAGGAAGAAAACAAUGGUCCUUUGUAGCUCAGUUGGCAGAGCAUAGCGCUUGUAACGUUCAAUUCCCGGGACCACCCAUAAGUAAAAUGUAUGAACGCUUGACUGUAAGUUGCUUUGGAUAAAAGCGUCUGCUAAAUGGUAUAUAUUAUAUGAUAUAUAAUUCCCACCAGGCUCAUGCGUGCGUGGGUGUCCAGUGUUCUUUGCCACAUUUCGAUAGUGUGUGCCAGCAUCUCUGUGUGAAAUACAGCAGUCAGUCUGAGUUUGCGUGAUUGCAUCUCACUCUGCUCUUUCUUCACCCUGUGCCUCUCCAGCGGUCGAGUCCACGUUCUCCUCGUAGCCCCCUGCGAAACUCCUGUAAGGUGUCAUGUUCGUUUGGCUCCAGGGCUGAUGGCCGAGGAGGUAGCCAGGCGGAGCCUGAACAUAAAAACGAACGGGUCCUACUGAACAUCGACGAGGUCAAGGUGAGACGUCAGCUGUUUCUCUCUCCCUCCUCUCUCUCUCUCUCUCUCCUCUUCUCUCCUCUUCUCUCUAUCCAAGACACUGAUCCAGGCUACCAAAGUGCAAGAAAUACAGCCAUCUUCACCAUUUCCAUCUCACCAGAUUACAUGUCGCCGUAAAUCAUUGAAUUCUAUCCAGAGAGUGCUGACUUAAUUUACGACGUUCUUCAUUUCCUCUUACGCCAAGCAGACAUUCCCUUCAGCGCAUUAUAAAUCAAGGCACAUAAAAUGUAUAACUGCCCUGUUUCUUCAACCUGCGCUAUAGCUCAGUGUAAACCCUGUUUGUGGUUUGUGUUACAUAUGGUGCAGUGGCGUGAAAGUGAGAGCUGAGUCGCCUUCAUUUGGUCACAAAACGGGAUGAAAACUUUUUUAAGCUGAGGAGGAAAAGCCUGUGCUUGUCUGAUAAGAAGACCAGUUUCAUUUCCGUUUCAACUCAAUUGAACAUACCCCUGGUGUUUUUUUUGGGGCUCAGGUGCUUCGACGGAGCCUGGAGGUGAGCGUGCGGAGGAGCAGCGGCAGCCGGGGGUCGGCGGGGGAGGAGUCGGACGAGGAGUGGGUGGAGGAGCAGAUAGAGAGGGAGGAGAGCACGGAGAGCCUGGAGGAGCUAGGCCUGCCUCCUUCCUCCUCCAACAAAACAUCUACUAACAUGAACCAUCCGCGAGCCACUGGGCCCAAAGGCUGCCUUCACGACCCUGCAGAGCUCAUGGUGCUGGACUUUGGGCCCUCUCCUAAAGGUAAUCCCAACAAUACAGAUUACAAUAUAUUCAUGUUAUUCAGCCAAGGAUGCAUCUUAACAUUCAACUAAAGUGGCUUCCUUUCCUUGUCCCCCCCUUCAUUUGCACUGAUCUUAAAUGAUAGGAUAGGUGAAAGCAAUAUGUUGGAUGCCUACUGAGGAUUUACCCAUCCAGAUGUUUUAUAUCAUUGCCGUUGAAGGGAAGGAGACUUGUAGAAGAUGCCUGUUUAGAGAUUUUAUUGAGAUGCAGCCUGGAAUUUGCUUCAGACUCUAUUAUCUUACCUCUUAGACCUUUCUUCCAUUGUGUUGCAGGCCAGAAGAUCGAGCGUUCGUUGUCAGCCAAGCGGAAAGACAACAUGGAAGCCUACGUCCCCACCAAGCCUCUGCUGGUGAAGAGCAAAACUCUGGACAGGCCCUCUUCAAAGGAGUGCAGGGAUGGCAGAGAUCCUCAACGUAUGUUCUGUUCUGCCCUGUAUGCAUGUCAUUCAUAAACCCAAGAAGCCUUAUUAGAAAAUAGCUGUCAAAUAGUAAACAACAGUCAAGUGUACAAUGGUCCCUGAACUGUGUUUCAAGAGUAUGACUCUUUCUCUCUCUCCCUCUCCCCCCUCUCUCUCCCUCUCCCCCCUCUCUCUGUCUCUUCCCCCACCCUCUCUCUCUCAGGGCCGAGGAGUCGUGUAGAGCGCCCCCUGUCUGCAGCGAGGAAGGUCUCCCAAGAGGAGCGCGACUCAGAGGAGACGGCGUGCAGGGUGCUCCAAGCCCUGCAGAUAGAGAACAGCCCACUGCAGAGCCCCGAGCCCAGGGCCUUCAGCCGCACCCCGGUAGGCUAGAUAACAACCAUAGAAAUAUAAUUAAUUAAUGUAAUUCUAUAUCUAUGGGCACAAUCAAGGGUUUGCUGUUCUGGGUCCACUAGUGAGUUGUGUUAUAUUCUUCGAAUCGGUCUGCUGUAAUGAUUCAUGUUUUACGUCCUAGCCUAUCCCAAUCUCUCUUAUUUUCUCAUCUUUUCUACUUUUAAUUCAACCUGGUUAGGCUACUAUCCUCUCUAAGUCUAACUCCAUUGUGCUCCUCCAUUUUAAGUCUAACUCCAUUGUGCUCCUCCAUUUUAAGUCUAACUCCAUUGUGCUCCUCCAUUUUAAGUCUAACUCCAUUGUGCUCCUCCAUUUUAAGUCUUACUCCAUUGUGCUCCUCCAUUUUAAAUCCACAGGUGAGAGGACACCAGAUGAUGAACGGCUCGCUGCGUGACGACGAUGACGACAAGGAAAGUGGGGUGACCAGAGCCAUGCAGAGAAUCACCCUGAUGGGACCCAGGUACCGUACUGCAACGUUACACACUAGUGUCCUUGCAUACUAUGCGUUAGGGCUUGAUCCUUAACCACUACAUGGAGAGGAAAAAGGACCGAAAUCGUAGUUACUGUCUAAGUCUAUACAGGGCGGCAGGUAGCUUAGUGGUUAAGAGCGUAGUGCCAGUAACCGAAAGGUCGCUGGUUCAAAUCCCUGAGCCGACUAGGUGAAAAAUCUGUCGAUGUGCCCUUGAGCAAGGCACUUAACCCUAAUUGCUCCUGUAAGUCGCUCUGGAUAAGAGCGUCUGCUAAAUGACUAAAAUCUAUACCAGGGGUGUCAAACUCAUUUUGCUUCGCGGGCCGCGUUCGGUCUUCACCGAGGUCCGGAGAGCCGCACUGAAAAUGUGUUAUAUUUUCUCAAUGUGCAAGAAAUCGUUUUUGGAAUUUUCGAUGUUCCCUGACUAUUCCGCUUUCGUUUUGGUGAUUCUUAGCAACCUGGAAAGAGUGUAGAGACUUUAUAAAUGUAAGUCCAAUAUAAUGUCUGAACAGUUUCGAUUUGGUUUGAGUCAUUUUAAUGUAGAAUGAGGUUGUUUUUACAAAUAUUUUUUUUUUGUCCAAAACCUUUGUUUAUUUUUUACUCAAAGCACCCGCGGGCCGCAUUGAAUGGGCUUGCGGACCAGAUCCGGGUCUAUACAAAUCCCUUGACUAUCCUUGACUGUCACAAAGGAAAAAAAACUAUGAAUGGCUAUGUUCCAAUAGUAUCCACACUAGCAUACUACAGAGAAAGAAACCAUCUAUAAGGUAUGGAUAUCGGGAUGUGGCCAAACGUAGUCUUGUCUGGUGACACUUGUUAGAAUGACACUGGCGUCGCUAACUUCGUCAUGCCUGUGUGCUUUCCCUUGCUGGGAUCAGAACGCCAUGGACAGACUGUGCAGUACAGUACAAAACUCGUAGUAAUGCAGUACGUCUUGGAGGACGGCACAAGAGCACCAGUAAUUGUAUACCUCCUACCGAGGCUCUCUAACAAUCAGAAACGUGUCAGUGGUAACCUAACCUCUCUGACCUUGAAGCAGAUUUAGUCACCAAAGCUGUAGCUGUAGUCUUCGAUAACUGUCAGUGACCAUGCAUACAUUUCCAUAGAUAAUCCCCAAGAGCAAGGUCAAAGACUAUUGAUGUGAUGAAAGACACAAUACAAUAGAUGACUAAUCAUUUUCUUCCAGGCAACAGCAGAGACUACUAAAGGCGUUGGAGAAACUGGAGGCAGGCACAAACUUUGACAUCCCUCAGACAGUGAAAACGGACAAAAGCAAACCACCGGUGAGUCACUCCAUCAAAUACCAGGGCUAGGAAUGACUAAGCGUAAAACAACUAGGUGAGACAAACAGUGAGGCUAAACAUAGAGGGAGGGAGACACACAGAGAGAUCUAAUAGUGUUCUAAUUCUAUAUCUCUGAUGCUAAGAAUACACUGUAUGAAGUGACAGCUUGGCUUGACUCAUGAAGUUCUGUUGUUGUCAUGGUGGCAGAAGAGGCGGGUCUCGGCCGAGGCACCGCCCACCGUAUACGUCACCAUGGAGAUCCUAAGUAACUGGGGGAACAGGGGCCAGGUGGGGCUGACGGAGAUGCAGUUCUUCGGCCCAGGGAACAGGAAGCUGUACGUGUCGCCACACGACCUGGACAUCCGGAACGCCGACUACCCUGGGAACCUCGGAGCGCUGGUCAACGGGAAAGCUAAAGUGAGUUGAGUUCUGCCCCCAAGCCUUUAAGAUAACAAUAAUUGAACUAUUUAGAAAGGUGAUGGUGCAUAUUUAAUAUUUAUACAUCAUUUUAGAGGGAUCCAUUAUAAAGGCAUUAGAACACUUUGCUUCAUAAGGAAUCAUUAUACAGCUUAUGAGCUGUUAUUAGCCUAUGUUGUGCAUGAUAAAGCAUUUUGCAUAGCACAUAAGGUGAUAUAAAUAUGCUUAAUAUGCAUAUAAGCGCUUAUCAUAGUUCAGAAUGUGUAUGUCCGCACAGCAAUGUUCUAGAAUAUUGGACCGUUGGCUUUCAUGCUUUUCAAAUUCUCAGCGCAGCUCAAGCUAUUUCUCCAACCGUCACCCCAUUCAAAUGAAUAGAAGACGCGUACACGGAACCAACUUUGGUUGGGAAUUUUGGGGAGGUGCGCGGUCGAGAUGUGCGUCCUCUGCGGACGGUGUCUCAGUAGCUAUGUCACAAUGGGCCACCGGACUAUCGUGGCUUUGGACUCUGAAUUAUGCUUUGUUAGGAUGGUAUUCAAAGUGUUGCCAGAUUAUAUUGGGUCUCUGGUCAUUUUAAGUGAAUGUAUUCAUCUAUUUUCUGAUUUAAACUGACUGCUUUUCUCUAUAUGUUGUUGUGUGUUGUUUUGACCACCAGACCACGAAGGAGCGUCAUAUGUGGACCUGUCCUUUCCAUCCUCCGGUCCAGCUCUACUUCAUCAUUAGGAACACGGAGCGCUCUCCGGACUUUGAGAUAUCCCGGAUCAAGAUCUGGAACUACAACAAGAGCAUCAAUGUAAGAGACCAGACUGACACCCUAUUUCUCCUUAUGUAGUGCACUACUUUUGACCUGAGCCUUUGCAAUAGAGGUUGCCAGUAGGUUGCCAGUUAUAGUAAAAAAGGGUUGCAUUAGGUGAUGAUUCGAAUGGAAUCUGAUAGAAAUGGUACUUAAGUAUAUUAAGUUCUUAGCACUUACUAUAUGUGCAACCCUUACAUAUGCAGCCUGAUUGGUUCAUCACGCCAGUCCUAGAUCAGGGUUUACAAAAAUACACACCAUUAACAGUUGCUCAUAAAUCCAGCUUGCUUCAGCCAGCCCCAGUCAUUGUAGAGGGUGAACCCCAUAUUGGCAGCAGGCUUUGGGAGGGAGGGUAGUUGCGUUUAACCAGUGGCUAUGUGAGCUGCCAGUCUGUCCAAAUGUGGAACAGUGAGGGAUUAACCCUGGAGGAUUAGUGAAGGGACGCCCGGGUGACUGCUCCUGCCUCCCGCCCAGCUGCUGUCACAAAGGGGACGGACGGGGGCACAAAGCCCAGGCAACCAGGGAUCUGUCUGGAACUAUGGAUGUUAUGGGUUGAUAUUAACCGUGUCUCUGUUCAUUGAGUCCUUUGUUAGGUAUUGGUGGUGUUUUAAGCUGCGAGGUAAGGAGCAGUGUGAUACGGUUGGAUCCAGGGGGUGGGGAUACACUGAUUUAAUGAGCAGGGAUUGAGGAGAUUUGAGUCUGGUUUUAGCCAUCCACUAUGUCUGUCUGCGUGUGUUGGUAAGGAGGCUACUUACGGUUAGCUUUACAGUUGACUAUGUCUGCACGGUUAGCUUAAUUUCCCACAGGUAUAUAUGUCUACAUACCUGUGGGUAAAUUGAAGAAAGAACAUUGGGACCUACAACUAGGAAGCUCCUUGGUUAACAGUGUGGUGUGAUUUUCAGUUUCAAUGUUGAUCGAGCUUUUUCACCUCUACAUUUUUUAUUUAAAUGUAUUAGACUUGGAGUUUGUUUUAAUGUUAAUUUUCUUAUACGGUCUACCAAUAUCAAUGUAUUAACUAAAUAUUGCGCUGCUUAGAGCCUGAAAUAGCCGUACUGUUCUUUUUCAGGACCUGGACAUUGGCGCCCGGCAUGUGAAUCUUUACCUCAACAGCACGCUGGUGUUCGAAGGCGAGCUGGACAAGGGCUGUGGCAACCAGGUCUUCGACUACAGCACCAGCAUUGCCCUCCAGGCACUCCAAGUCCCAGAAUCCUUCUCUCCCAGCCCCGUGGUGUCCGGACACAUUCUCUGUGGCGCCAGCCCACAGCGCCAUUAUGACAGGAACGUGGAGGGGAACAGCGGAGGGCACCAUUGUGACCCCAACCCCAACCACGGACUCACUCUCUCUGAGGGGCUGGCCCAGGUCAGAAUAGACUUGCAGGAUAAAACCUACAACCCCCUCUCCCCCAUCGCCCCCACAUCUACACACCGUCUCCUACAGAGGAACUCCAUUGACAUGGACCCUCCGGAACUGGACCUUCCCCACCCCCCUCUGAAACAGCAGCUGGAGCAGUCGGGUCAACCCACAGAGUGCACAGUCACCACGCAGCCUUCCUCCUCCAGGACUCCCCAGUGGCUACAGCCCAUGUCCCGGAGCGCCCCAGAGGGCUGCGAGGCUGCGAGGGAGAAGCCCCUCUGGCUAGUGCCCCAGCAAUCUGUGGAGUCCAAACCUUCCCUCCCACAAUCCUCCUCCACCUCCACCUCAGUGCUCCCAGAGCUGGGCUGUAACCCAGGGAGGGUGUGUCGUGGGGUGGAGAGGACGGUGAACGGGGGCCAGGGGAGUGCAGACUCUCUGGACCUGGGAGGUGACCUGCUGGAGGAGCUGAAUGACCAGCAGCGCCAGGACCAACCUGUUAGUGGACGUAGGAGCUCAGCCAGGCAUAAUAACACUAGUACUAGCAGCAGCAAACCAGCAGUGGAGCACCAGCAUGGAGCCAUUGGACUGUCCAUAGGUAGCUAACCCUGUGUGUAUGCUAUGUGCUUGUGUGGUCCUAGGACCUAUUGUGAGCCAUUCCAUACUUUUGCAGCUCCUUUAUCUACUCUGCUGUGCAGGAAAGAGACGAGACGUUCAUUUGAGUUCAUGUAACCGUCUUAAGGUCAGAGACAGAAUAAUCUCUAGUGGGAGCCUGUUUGUCUACUUGCCUUAGUUUUGCAACUCAAUAAUGAUUCCUCCACCCCCCCACCCCCUUUGUCUUGUCAACGGCAGACCAGACAUAUCUUUGUUUUUAAAUAAGAUUAUAGAGCAGACAGAUUACUGCAUCACAUAAAAUCUACAUCCUAUAAUAAUCUCUCUUUAUCUCCCUGACAACAGACUCCCAGCCAGACCCUCUAGUUAUGGGUCAUUUUCCUGCAAUCUGGAAACACACUAACACACAUGGCACGUGCCAGCUGGCUCUGACAAUAUCUAUUGUGGACAUAUCUCCCUGAAGUGGGUCAAAGAGUCUUUGACCAGCAUCACACCAGCUGUCGGAGCUGGGCUAUUUUGUGUGAAAAUUACAUAAACAUUACCAUUACUUUUAUCUUCUAUAUAUCUGGAAUAUGUAUAUAAAAAAAUUUUUAAAAAUAGAAGGAUUAUUGCGAGCCAUAACUUUAGUAGUAGAAAUCCUACUCUCAAAAUUAUAUGGAGUAGUACCACAAUUUAUGAAACGGGCCAAAAAUACGCUUGCUUUCUUCCCAUUGCUCUUAACUACACAUUUAUUAUGUACUCUGUCGUGUCUUGGAGGUAACAUGAGAGUGUGUGUGUUGAUUCCACAGAGGAGCCAGGUUCAGUAUCAGACAGCAGCAACCGGAGGCAGCAGCGUCCCCCCCGGGCCCAGCUCCGCAGCCAGCAGGACCAUGACGACACCCUCAUGGAGUCCUGGGACUCCCUCACCAAGUUCAACCAGUGCCAGCGUGGUCGCAUCUCCAACAUGAGCUUUGAGGGUGACAUCUUUGACGAGUUCCUCCAGCGUUCCUCCAGAGCCGCCACUAUUGCCAUAAUCCCCUCCUCCGGCCCAGGAGCCUCCCCCUGCAGCCCCAUCCCCCACUCCUCCCACCUCUCCUCCCCCGCCCCUCAAGGGGGCCUCUGCGAUGACCCAGAGGAUGACCUUUCCGCCGAGGCGGAGCGCGAGGAGGAGUUUGAGAUUCCGGUCCUCCCACGUGGUCAACGUCUGGUCAUUAAAAUCCUGUCCACGUGGGGCGAUCGCCACUAUGUGGGCCUCAACGGUCUCGAAGUCUUCAGCUCCAGCGGUCAGCCCCUCCUUCCCACCCGAAUCCGCGCCGACCCGCCUGAUAUCAACGUGCUGCCUGCCUACGGAAAGGACCCGCGUGUGGUCACCAACCUGAUCGAUGGCGUCAACCUCACACAGGACGACAUGCACCUGUGGCUGGCACCUUUCACCCAGGGGAGGAGUCACGUGAUCUACCUGGAGUUCGCCGGGCUGUGUCAGGUGGCCAUGAUAAGAGUGUGGAACUACAACAAGUCCAGGAUCCACUCCUUCCGGGGGGUGAAGGAAGCUGAAAUGCUGCUGGAUGGGAGGUGCAUCUUCAGGGGAGAGAUCGCCAAGGCGUCAGGGACUCUGUCUGGAGGUAGGGGAGCAUUAGUGAGGGACAGGCUCUCUCCCAUGACACCCAAAUGGGUCGUUCUAUGUCAUUUCAGCAAGCCAUGACACUCACCAUCUCAGAUUGUUCUGAAAUGGUUUCUGUAGUUAGAAACAGAUAAGAUAAGCACUCCUGCAACAUUAUUUUGUUGAAAACUAUUUGAACUCAACUAAUUGAUCACACCCAAAUUGGCCAUUUCAAUUUAUAGGAUUCAUAUAAUAUUCUAUAAGUAUAGUACUGAACAUCCGAUUUGGACCAAACCUCUUCUUAACAAUGAUUAACCCCACAAACCCCACGCCAAGCCCACCCCAACAUCCAGUAUACAGAAUCAGUUCUCUGUGUUUGACAAGUAGUAUGAAGCUGUAUGUAAUGUACCAGGUUUUACCCACUAGAUGUCGCUGUUCCUGCUACUGCCACAUCCUUUUAUCCAUUUUGCUGGUCUCUUGUGUUUAUUAAAUGGAUCACAACAUUGUCUUUGCAACUUUGGGUAGAAAACCAAUAGCUUUUGCUUAUGAUAAAAAUAAAUAAAUCUGCACAAUUCAAGCCAGUCCUCCAUGAAAGCGAUUAAGUUUGUCCUUCUCUUAGUCUUAAUCUGUGUCCAAGAAACGCCCCCUCUGCGCAUAGUUUAUUCAAAAAAGGUCUGGAUUAGACCAUUCCUGGUGAACUGAAUUGCUUUCAUGGAAAACUGACUUGACUUGUGAGGAUGCACAAUUUAUUUUAAUCACCAAAAUGCAAUCUGGGAAUGACAUAAGAACAUUAUAAUUAUGACAAUAUAACUAUUACAUUAGAUUAUAGAACUACAGCAUUUGUUUGGUGACAAAAUAGGUUUAGUGUCAUUUGUUGUCCAAGCAUGAAAACCUGUUUGCCUCUAACAAACGGAAUUCUACCUCCACUAGGGAUUACUCAUACUCAUUCCUAACUUCCACCCCUCUCGUCUUAGGUCUGGACCAGUUCGGGGACACCAUCUUGUUCACCACGGACGAUGAGAUCCUGGAGGCCAUGUCGCGCUAUGACGAGACGUUCUGCGGGGAGGCAAAGGGCUCUGAGGGGCUGGUGGGGUAUGAGGAGGAGCUGCAGAGGCCCCGCACGGCCGACGGAGAGGGGGAGGAGAGACCUUUCACCCAGGCUGGCUUCAGACCCGAGGACGACCUCACUGUGAGUAUGACCGGACUGAAUGGGACUAUACAGUGUAAAUGUGGAACGCCUGGAUUGAUACAGGACGUGCAGGUUUUGUUCCAGCCCAACACUAACAUUUCUGAUUUCUAUUCGCUGCCAUUUUCAGUUAAACCUCCAUCUGAACCCUACUGUUGGUCAGUCUGAGGAGACCCUGGAGCAGAUCCCAGGAAUGUACAAUGGAAAAUGUGAGGACUCCCUUCUAAAUUAGUGUUAUUCAUGAUCAAUUCACACAUUUUACACACAGGACUGGCAUUUUAUGUCUGUAAAAUGUAGCUAGCUCAGCUUGUUCCACACUGACUCUCCAAGCUCUCUCUCUCCUUCUCUCUCUCCCCCCAUCCCUCUUUCCAGGCCUUAGGAUAGAGUUGAGUAUGACGUGGGGGGACUCCCACUACCUGGGCAUGACGGGGUUAGAGGUGGUGGGGAAGGAGGGGGACAGCCUGCCUCUGGACCUGACCAUGGUGAACGCCUCGCCACGGGACCUCAACGACCUGCCUGAGUACGGCCAGGACACACGCACCCUCGACAAGUCAGUAGUGUGUGUGUGUGUGUGUGUCUGACCUUACAACGCUGACAAUGUAGAUGGAUCUAACUGCAUACCCUCUGACCACAGGAUGUAUUCUAAGUCAUGAAACGCCAAAGUUAUCUAAUUAACUUGUCAACAACAUCAUCAACAAAGCCAACAAGAGCGUUGCAAGGGAUUCUAUUCAACUGACUCCAACUCUUAUGUGUCUGUCGUUUCAAUGUUUAUUACAGCUUUGUUUCGAUAUAUAGCAGUGCUCAUCUACCCGCCCGUGGUAGGCCGUGCACAUCUUAGACAGUCAGAAUAGUAGGCUGGUAGAAUGCGGUCUCAGUGUGAUGUGAGCACUAGCCCAGUGGUAGGCACUAGCCCGUGGUAGGCCGUGCACAUCUUAGACAGUCAGUUAAACAGUCAUGGGUUGCUGGUAGGCCCUCAUAUUAACCCUCAAAAUCUAUUAAUCAUAUUUUCUCCUCUUCCCUUUCGUACUCCCUCAACCAAUCCUCCUCCCUCCAUUUUGAAAUACCAGAAUGGAGAAGGCCCCUGCCCUCUCCUGGCCCCUCUCCCCGGGGCCCCUCACCAGUCCAGACCGAUGAGCAAGCGGCUCCUCUCCUCCUUCUGGAUCUUGUUUUUUAGGUCGGAAGAAAUAGUGUGUGUCCGUGUUCAUCUGGAGCAUGUUGGCACUCAUUAGGUUGAUGAUGGACAGGCAGCGGUCCCAGAAGAUGUUCCUGGAGCUCUCCACCAGGAAGGGUCUCAGUGGGUAGGAGGUCUCGUUGCCCAUGUAGGAGCAAGUCCGGUAGAGGCAGGUGAUCACCACGUCCUGCAGCUGGUGCUCCGUACCCGCCUAAUAGGAGACCACCUUACAGUAUAGAUAAAUGUUGGCCGGGGUGAGGGUGCUCUGGUUCCCCCAGCCGUGGUCGAGCAGGAAGCGGUCCACGCUCUGAUGCUACAGCCCUGGGUCGUUGGGGGACAGGUUCUGGAGCCGGUAGCAGUCCUGGCACAGGAACUCACCCAGGCAGCGCAGCAUCUCGUCAGGGAAGACCUUGACCAUCACCCUCUUGGACAUGUCGGGGGCCGUGUUGGAGUUGGUCAGGGCGGCGUUGUCGGAGCUUUCAAUGAGGUCUGGGGGAUACUGGUCCUGGGUAAGGGUGGACAGGUUGGUGCAUGACUGAGGCUUCUCCAGGUUCUCGUUGUUGAGGUGGGUCACGUUGUUCUCUUUGGGCUGCACCUUCUUGGAGCCCUUCUUUUGCUUCUUGUUGAUGAGCGAGUGUCGCUUCUAGUUCUUGUCUUUGGCGUUCUUGCAGUUCUGAGCGGCCGUGUCGUGGCCCACCGUGACCGGCCCAUCUCCGGCCGCCUUCUGAUAGCUGGGCGAGAAAGACUGCACAUUUCCCAUGGUGACUGGGUAGCAAUCAGGAGUUGGAUCAGGAGACAGUCUGAGCAGAUUAUGUCUUGGCACUGAGUUCUUAUUAGAAGGGUCAGUAGUGCCUGUGGAAAAUGAAAUGGAAAAAUUAUAGCCAAUUGAAAUGCAUAAAAAAGCCAGGCUACAUUUUCCCACUCAGUCAACAGCAUUGUGCAUCGAUCGACAUUAGGUUUAUGUGUGUCUAUAAACUUGAGCAAUAUCACAUUUAUUUGAUUUUGAGAUGUCUUUGUUGUGAUCGUGAAAAUAAUUUUCAAUAGUUUCUUUGUUGAUUGAAAUAUAAAGAUGCUUUGUUUUGCUGUAGGCUUUGGUUUCAAGGCGGUUAUGGUUAUGGUUGUGUACAUCGGCUGCUGUCCAAGGUUCUGAAAUCGAGUGUCCGCGUCGCAAAAAAGGGGCAUGUCAUAGAAGCGAUGCUGUGAGAGAUGAAGCGUGAUGUUUGCCAUUACGGCUAACGUUGUAAACGAAAUAACUUGUCGGCGGCUGCUAGUGCUAGCAAACCUAUAGUGUUGCAAUUCAAUACGUCAAUGGAUGGAUCAAAUGUUUUCUGGCGAGUUUUUGCAUUGAUCUGUGUCAGUGGAACCUCCGUUAGCAUUGCGCCUGCUGCGGAAAUGCGUACAAAAGUAGCCUUUUCAUGUAAAACCCAACAUGAGAGAGGGAAAAUUAAAACGUAAACGCAAUCACUUGCCUAAAUAUUCUGAUAUCAUUUUUUAUUUUGUAGAAAGAUAAGCUUGAAAUGGAAAUGGUCUAAUUAGUUUAACAAACGAAAAGACAUGCUGUAUCGAAGUUUAGCUUUUUCAAUUAACCAUAAAAUCUAUCGUUUUUUUCUGGUUGCUUAUCAAAGUUGAUUCGGCUUUGUAGAAUAGCCCUUUGUAGGCACAACAACAGUGCACAGCAAAACCACCACUGAAAAACGUAAACAAUGUCACGUGGCGUUUGAAACAGCAGCAGCUCAAUGCACCGUCAUAAAAACUACAUUUAAAAGUUUUUUAUGUAUUUUUCAAAUAAUUUCAAAUAUCAUGUUAUACCCUUACAUGUAACAAUUAUGUAUUUUUACACGUUUUUUUUCCAUCUAAAAUAUACACUGUAAAAAAAAAUAUAUAUAUAUAAUGCCUCUUUAAACUGAAGUGAACACGUCCCCCUACUGCAAGGAUAGGAAGCAGUCUAAAGUGUCCCAAGUAUAGCAAGGUGUCUAAUAAAUUCUAGCUUUCCAUGUCCACUACGCUGCAGAAUGACAUGUACAUAACCAGUGAGGUGUCUCUCUCCUCUGUCCAGACUCAUUGACGGCCACAACAUCACCACUGAGGACCAGCACAUGUGGCUGAUCCCAUUUUUCUGUGGCCAGCACCACACCCUGACAGUGAACUUUGACAAGGCACAGACGGUGGCUGGCCUCCGCAUCUGGAACUACAACAAGACCCCAGAGGACUCCUACAGAGGGGUGAGAGAGAGUCACUUGUUUAGUCACUGAGAUAGAGAACUUCCUGGGUUUAGUAGUCUGGAAGUGUCAAUUGAAAUAGAAAUAUCUGGGCCCUGUAGGUCGCCUUUGUAUUUCUGAGUUUUGUCAUUAAAUGUGCAGUGCAUUGUAGUUGUACAAAUCUAUACGAUGCCCCAUAAGGGUGCAUGUACAAUAUAUCAAAUUACUGCCAUAGAUCUUUAAAUAUCUCUGAAUAUUUACUGAGAAUGUUGUGUAAGGGGUGAAUCCCUAUUCCCCACAAAAACACAAUUCUAACCAUGAUACACAUUUGUUAAGAUACCCAUCUCUUAUUAUCCCUAUUCCUGUGUUCUCCAGGUAAAGGUGAUCCAUGUGUCUCUGGACGAUACACUCAUCUCUCCAGCAGAGGGCUUCCUCAUCAGGAAGGGACCAGGGAACUGUCACUUUGACUUUGCUCAGGAGAUCCUCUUCAUCGACUUCCUUCAGAACCCCACCACUGGCCUGGUCAACAGCAAGACUACAUCAGAGGACCUGGUCUACACACUCAAGUGAGUACUUGGAGGCUAGUCUAAUCCCAGAUCUGUUUGUUCCGUCUUGCCAAUGACCAAAAGAGUUGGCAAAACAGCACAAACAGAUCUAGGACCAGGCUAGUUGUUGGCCACCUCCCAGUAGGAAGGUGUUUAAAGUAAUGGCUCUGUUGUGAUUUCAUCAGACUGUUUUAAGGCGUCCGCAUGCUUCCCAGCCGAAACAGUUCGGUAGAGUUUAUGCAUAUAUUAUGACGACAUUUUGUGACGUUUUUGUUUGUUUUGGACUUCGGUGAGGGUUUUUUCGGCUGUUCAGGCACACAACAUUUUUCUGGAGGCAAGCCCAAGUUCGGAGCCGAAGUCUACGCCCCUUCGUCUGUGAUUGGUUAACAGUAGGGAUUCUUCAAUAAAGUAUUUGUUGUCAUUCAACGAGAGACGACUCGUUUUUUUCAUUGAAAAAUACUGCACCAAACAUCUUAGAUAUAAAAUUGCGCGGCUAAGAUCUGACAGAUUUCCUGAGUUAUCUUUAGAUUAAUUCUGACUAUUUUGAGGAAGUGUAUACUGGCUACAUUUUUGAAGCGAAGGUCUUUCAAGGGAGUAUUCGAGCACACUCGUUCUGUUCGGCCCAGCUUUUAGCGUCUCGUAAAAUAGCAUUCUGUCCAUUAUCCGCACUGUGCCAAACACUUGCAGUACCAGUCAAAAGUUUGGACACACCUAAUCAUUCAAGGGUUUUUCUUUAUUUUUACUAUUUUCUACAUUGUAGAAUAAUAGUGAAGACAUCAAAACUAUUAAAUAACACAUAUGGAAUCAUGAAGUAACUAAAAAAGUGUUAAACAAAUCAAAAUAUAUUUUAUAUUCUUAAAAGUAGCCACCCUUUGCCUUGAUGACGGCUUUGCACACUCUUGGCAUUCUCUCAACCAGCUUCAUGAGGAAUUAUUUUCCAACAGUCUUGAAGGAGUUCCCACAUAUGCUGAGCACUCUUUGGCUGCUUUUCCUUCACUCUGCGGUCCAACUCAUCCCAAACAAUCUCAAUUGGGUUGAGGUCGGGUGAUUGUGGAGGCCAGGUAAUCUGAUGCAGCACUCCAUCACUCUCCUUCUUGGUCAAAUAGCCCUUACACAGCCUGGAGGUGUGUUUUGGGUCAUUGUCCUGUUGAAAAACGAAUGAUAGUCCCACUAAGCGCAAACCAGAUGGGAUGGCGUAUCGCUGCAGAAUGCUGUGGUAGCCAUGCUGGUUAAGUGUGCCUUGAAUUCUAAAUAAAUUACAGACAGUUUCACUAGCAAAGCACCCCCACACCAUCACAGCUCCUCCUCCAUGCUUCAUGGUGGGAACCACACAUGCGGAGAUCAUCCGUUCACCUACUCUGCAUCUCACAAAGACACAGCGGUUGGAACAAAAAAUCACACAUUUGGACUCAUCAGACGAAAGGACAGAUUUCCACUGGUCUAAUGUCCAUUGCUCGUGUUUCUUGGCCCAAGCAAGUCUCAUCUUCUUAUUAGUGACCUUUAGUAGUGGUUUCUUUGCAGCAAUUCAACCAUGAAGGCCUGAUUCACACAGUCUCCUCUGAACAGUUAAUGUUGAGAUGUGUCUGUUACUUGAACUCUGAAGCAUUUAUUUGGGCUGCAAUCUAAGGAGCAAUUAACAAUAAUGGACUUAUCCUCUGCAGCAGAGGUAACUCUGGGUCUUCCUUUUCUGUGGCGGUCCUCAUGAGAGCCAGUUUCAUUGUAGCGCUUGAGGGUUUUUGCGACUGCACUUGAAGAAACUUUCAAAGUUCUUGAAAUUUUCAGGAUUAUUAAUUUUACAUCAUAAUUUUAAACAUUGGCUAAGCUGCACAGGAGGCAGACAGGUGUUCCUCUUUCAGGAACUACGAUAUGGCAGCAACUAUAAAGAUUAGCCUAUAUCAUCAUACAAAAUGUGUCCAAAGUGUAGGGACUGUGUCCUGCUUGUGCAACUGAAAUAUCUGUUACAAAACAGGUUGUAACCUUCAUAAUAUAUAUAUGUUUUGGAAUGUUCGUUCAAAUCGCCUCAGGGUUUUUAUUUCAGCUGUUCAGAAAUAUGAGGCAGAGACAUAGGCUACAUCAAAAACAAAUGUGUGCAUAAAAUAACACAUGCGCAGAACGUGAUCCGGAUCCUUAGCUUUAAAAAAUUGCCACGGCCUAAUUCAUAUGCUCAAGGUCAGUAUUGUAAUACAAUAUGAGAUAUAAUCUUAAGGUUUGUGUCUUGUGUGGUUUUCAGAGCUGGUUCCAAAAGACAGGAGCAGCCCAGCAUGGACUAUGAGGCCCCCAUCAUGCCUUGUGGAUGUAUCCUUCCUCCUGCUGCUCGUAAGAAAUAGUCCCACAGAAUACAGUAUGCCUUUACUAACAUAACAUUUCACCUUACAUAGUCACCUUACAUGGACAUGCAGAAAUAAUGCGAAGAGUGGAUAGAAUUGACCCACAAAAUACAUAAAUCACCUUUUAGUGGAUAAAAUUGGCAAAUAUAUAUUAUUAUUUUUAUUUGUUUUGCCUUUCAUAAAAUCAUACUUUACAUAUUCAAUGUCAUUACAACCACUUUUGCCUGCCAGGAUACUGUGAUCUGGACAGUCACUAAUAUACUAGAUGACUGCCAAAGUCCUGAGUGUGUGCAAGGCUCCAGGUCUCUCUUCCUUAACCCUUGACCCACCAGUCAUCUUCCAGCUGCAGCUGCUGACCACCUGGGGUGAUCCCUACUACAUCGGCAUGAACGGCCUGGAGUUCUAUGACCAGAACGACGAGAAGAUCCCCCUCAGUGACAACAGUAUCCUACCUACAAUGUAAACACCACAAACACACACUGAGAACCAUCACUGCUGCAAUCUACACUUGGUGGUCGCUAGUCUCACUUGACCUGACUGGCUGAGCUACUGUAGCUAGCGUGAGACUUCGAGUCUGGGUUGAGACUGGUCACCAACCCUGGUCCUGGAAAUCCACAGGGUGUACAGGCUGUCGUUAUAGCCCAUCAUGAAAACACAUGAUUCAGUCGAUCAAGGGUGUGAUGAUUAGUUGAAACAGGUUUGUUUAGUGCUGGGGUGGAACGAAAGCCUGCUCUCCCUUUACUGUCGUCACUAUCUGGCCAACUUGCAAAGUCGAAAACCCUGCCUAGUUCUACAAUUUAUCUUCUUAAAAUCUGAUUUUAACCGUAAUCCUAACCUUAACCACACUGAUAACCUCAUGCCUAACCCUAAUCUUAACCACACUGAUAACCUCAUGCCUAACCUUAACCACACUGAUAACCUCAUGCCUAACCCUAACCUUAACCACACUGAUAACCUCAUGCCUAACCCUAACCUUAACCACACUGAUAACCUCAUGCCUAACCCUAACCUUAACCACACUGAUAACCUCAUGCCUAACCCUAACCACACUGAUAACCUCAUGCCUAACCCUAACCUUAACCACACUGAUAACCUCAUGCCUAACCCUAACCUUAACCACACUGAUAACCUCAUGCCUAACCUUAACCACACUGAUAACCUCAUGCCUAACCCUAACCACACUGAUAACCUCAUGCCUAACCCUAACCACACUGAUAACCUCAUGGCUAACCCUAACCUUACCCACACUGAUAACCUCAUGCCUAACCCUAACCUUACCCACACUGAUAACCUCAUGCCUAACCCUAACCUUGACCAUACUGAUAACCUCAUGCCUAACCCUAACCACACUGAUAACCUCAUGCCUAACCCUAACCUUAACCACACUGAUAACCUCAUGCCUAACCCUAACCACACUGAUAACCUCAUGCCUAACCCUAACCUUACCCACACUGAUAACCUCAUGCCUAACCCUAACCACACUGAUAACCUCAUGCCUAACCCUAACUUUGACCACACUGAUAACCUCAUGCCUAACCCUAACCACACUGAUAACCUCAUGCCUAACCCUAACCUUACCCACACUGAUAACCUCAUGCCUAACCCUAACCUUAACCACACUGAUAACCUCAUGCCUAACCCUAACCACACUGAUAACCUCAUUCCUAACCCUAACCACACUGAUAACCUCAUGCCUAACCCUAACCUUAACUACACUGAUAACCUCAACCAAACUGAUAACCUCAUGCCUAACCCUAACCUUAACCACACUGAUAACCUCAUGCCUAACCCUAACCUUAACCACACUGAUAACCUCAUGCCUAACCUUAACCACACUGAUAACCUCAUGCUUAACCCUAACCUUGACCACACUGAUAACCUCAUGCCUAACCCUAACCUUAACCACACUGAUAACCUCAUGCCUAACCCUAACCACACUGAUAACCUCAUGCCUAACCCUAACCUUACCCACACUGAUAACCUCAUGCCUAACCCUAACCUUAACCACACUGAUAACCUCAUGCCUAACCCUAACCUUAACCACACUGAUAACCUCAUGCCUAACCCUAACCACACUGAUAACCUCAUGCAUAACCAUAACCACACUGAUAACCUCAUGCCUAACCCUAACCUUACCCACACUGAUAACAUAAUAUAUAAUAUAAUAAUAUAAUAAUAUAAUAUAAUAUAAUAUAAUAAUAAUAACCUCAUGCCUAACCCUAACCUUAACCACACUGAUAACCUCAUGCCUAACCUUAACCACACUGAUAACCUCAUGCCUAACCCUAACCUUAACCACACUGAUAACCUCAUGCCUAAACCUAACCUUAACCACACUGAUAACCUCAUGCCUAACCCUAAUCUUACCCACACUGAUAACCUCAUGCCUAACCCUAACCUUAACCACACUGAUAACCUCAUGCCUAACCCUAACCUUAACCACACUGAUAACCUCAUGCCUAACCCUAACCUUAAAUGAAAACCAAAAAGCAAGUUUUUGUUUUCAUAAAUGUUUACGAUAUAGCCUAUUUUUAUUUUGCAGCUUGGCCAUACAGUAUAUUAGGAACCCAAGCUCCUGGACCAAGUUUGUUGUAAUUUACCCUGAAAUAGUAAAAGGGGGUACUCUAGUGGAGGAAAUGGAAAUGGCAGUGGUAAUGCCAUAGUAGUGAACACAGUUUGCCUGAGUCCGUUCUUUAACAGUGCUUCUCCUAGAUAUCGCUGCGUUCCCAGACAGUGUGAAUGUCCUGGACAGUGUAAACGGUGAUAUAAGGACUCCAGAUAAGCUGGUAGAUGGAGUGAACAACACUCAUGAUGGCAGACACAUGUGGCUAGCACCGGUGCUCCCCGGACUGGUGAAUCGCGUGUAUCUUAUAUUUGACCAGCCAGUGACCGUGUCCAUGAUCAAACUGUGGAACUACUCCAAGACACCACAGAGGGGGGUAAAGGAGUUUGGGGUAAGUCAGUCUCCUGUUCUCUCUCCUCUUUAGUACAGUAACACUGACCAUAUUCAUCAGAGAGACCCAGAUCUUAGGACUUGGGAACAGAGCAGAAUACUAAUAAUUUCUGACAACAGUGGACUAAUAAAGUACUAUUAUUAUUACUAUAUUACUAUAUCCCUAGAUAUUUUAUGUAUACAAUAAUCUGUUCUCUGAUUUACCUUUCUGGGUGAAAAUAAGAGCUAAUAAAUUAAUGACUUACUGUUAGAACUAAUAGGAAUGUAUGUCCUUGAAAAGACAUGAGAGUUCCUCCACUAUGCUUCCCACAGUCUCCUGUGGGUAGCAUAAUGUAAGCCUGUAAGCCUUCCUUGUGUCUUCCUUGUGUAGCUGUUAGUCGAUGAUCUUCUGGUGUAUAAUGGCAUCUUGGACAGCGUGAGCCAGGCGGCGCGGGGCAUCCUGCCCACCUGUGACCCGGUGGUGCCCUACCACACCAUCCUCUUCACCGACAACGCCUGCAUCGCCCACCGUGAAAGGAACACUGUAAUCAGGUAACCCAGCAUGGGAUUGGCUGCUGCAGCCUGAUAUAAGCGAAUGAUUUGCUCUGCUGCCUGUCCAUCAAAAUUCACACAUGCGCAGAUAGGUUUGGCUGCUUGGACAACAAUUUGCACACACGCUUAUUGUUUCAUUCUGUCUAGCUGCUGUCAACGUGUUCAUAGUGGCAGAGUAUGUGAAGUCAUUUACCAUAUUCAUAUGUUGUUUACGAAGCAUGUGACAAAUACAAUUUGAUUAAAAUGAGUUGUUUCAAAUGGCAGUAGACUGGGUAGCAUAGUGGAGGAACUCUCAUGUCUUUUCAAGGACGGACAUUCCUAUUAGUUCUAACAGGGAGUGAUUGGCACUGAAGUCUUUCUCUUUGUUAAACGGAGAUGUGCUCUCUCUACUCCAGCCCCCGAGGUAGUAGCAGACAUCACUAUCUGAAACAGUGAGUAACAGAGUCCCUGAUUAGCCUUGUGUCAGUCAGCCCUCCCUUGUGGUUGAUGUUGUGUUUAUAACAGGUUGCGUUCAUGUCACCCCAGUCAUCCCAACCUCCAGCCCACAGCUUAGCUUGUGAUGCCAAGUCCUUCUAGUUCCAACAGACCUCCUAGUCCCUUGUCACUCUUUGUCUCUCCACCUCUGUAGCUUCUUUGUAGGACAUAAGACUUGGAUUUUCAAGCUUGGUUGUCUGUCCGUCCUCCAUUUUGUGUCCUCCGCAGCUCCUGUGCUCCUGCCUUUCAUAUACCUGGCCAGAUUAUGCAGAGGCAGAAAUGAAACUGGUUUGUUUUUCCCUCCUUUUUUUGUUUUGCAGUAACUAUGUGGAGGACCAAGAUGUGAAGAUGACCAAUGAGAAUCAGAUAGUCCAUCACAACAAGAAGAAACAAACAGCUGAUCCAGGUAGCCAAUGCAAUUGUCAGAAUUUCUUUGUUCAGUAUAUAUACAUUUCAAAUUAUCACGUAUAAUACAAUAAUCAGUGAGAAGCAAAUCACGUAUAAUACAAUAAUCAGUGAGAAGCAAAAAAAAAAAAAAAGCUUUAACUACCUUGUUACAUUAUCAAUAUUGUUAGAGGUGAUAUUUCUACACUAUUAUUAACCCAGAUGUUUUGGUGUCUUUUAAACAUACCAAAUACAACAAAACGUCUGCAUGAAUGUCCCCCCUGCCUGCUGAAAAGCAUGGGGAGUAAAUACAUUUAAAAACGCAUUUUCUUUUGAUGUUUUGUCUGUUUUUGUGUGUGAACAACCCUUAAUUUCUUUGACACUAUAAUUACCCACAACCAUAUUUGCUUUCCCAUCUUGCAGCGCUUCGGCCUAAAACCUGCAUGACGGACACUGGAAAGCUGGGGAAAAGGAGGUACUGA
Molecule: messenger RNA, 22363 nt
Organism: Coregonus sp. 'balchen'
Lineage: Eukaryota; Metazoa; Chordata; Actinopteri; Salmoniformes; Salmonidae
Source: the annotation of a GenBank genome assembly